Benincasa hispida (wax gourd) is the source of this 901-nucleotide messenger RNA. The record is from RefSeq and is a predicted model, not a curated record. NCBI's taxonomy places the organism in Eukaryota, Viridiplantae, Streptophyta, Magnoliopsida, Cucurbitales, Cucurbitaceae.
CAAAAGCAGAGAAUUUACCAAUUUCCCUUUCCUUUCUAUCGUUUUAUUUUCCAUGAACAUUACAGCAGCAAAAAUUGUAUCGGUUAUUAUUAUUAUUUUGUUUUUAAUCAAAGAAAGACUCGGAACGAAGAGCGAACCAAGUGAAAGAGAAAAGGGGACAUUGGAAUCUUAGCCACAAGUUGCAGAAGAAACCGAACCCUUAUCCUCGACAUCACGAUGCGGCUUCAGGCGCCAUUUCUCCGCCACAACAUCGUCUCAUCUCCGUCUCCAUCGCCAAUAGCCGCCACCUUCUUCACUUCAGCUCCUUCGAUUUCGACCUUCCGACCGCCGCAUUCCAGUCUGCGAUUUCGAUUCAGGACGCGGACGCCGGUGGAUUCUCAGAGACGGAGACUCACCGUUUCGGCAACGGCAGUUCCAGAUCAACGGCCGCUGGAUCUGACGGAGGAGAACGUGAGACAGGCACUCGGGGAAGUUCGUGUGGAGCUAGCGCAGAUCUUCGACGGCUCCGUCGGAAUUACAGGAGUGGUGGAAUUGGCAGAACUGGACGGACCCUUUGUGAAAAUUAGUCUGAAAGGUCGAUUUUGGCAUAAGCGUUCCACGGUGGUAGCUCGGGUGGGCAAUUAUUUGAAGCAAAGAAUCCCUUUGUUGAUGCAGGAGAUUUUGGAGGUUGAAAUAGAAGAUGAGAGUCAAUUGGAUGAUAGUCCUGCAAGCUUUUAAUUAAAACCAUUUCUCUGUUGUAAUUUGCUUCAUUUGAAUCAAACCCAGAUAGAAAUAUCAUUAUUAUUCUUGUUAACUUUUGUAAUAAUAUAAAAUUCCCUCAAACGAUCAAACAUGUGAUCACACUUCAAUAGUCAAAACUACAUAAAUUGAUAUAAAAUUAAACCCAAUUGAGAUAGAAGUC